Piliocolobus tephrosceles (Ugandan red Colobus) is the source of this 8778-nucleotide messenger RNA. It is a transcript of the gene TRDMT1, whose product is annotated as tRNA aspartic acid methyltransferase 1. The record is from RefSeq and is a predicted model, not a curated record. The transcript has 11 exons. The coding region runs from base 421 to 1596 and encodes 391 amino acids. Gene Ontology annotation, molecular function: methyltransferase activity. Lineage: Eukaryota; Metazoa; Chordata; Mammalia; Primates; Cercopithecidae. Gene Ontology annotation, cellular component: nucleus.
UUUGAAUGUUCAGGCUUCUAAGUGACAGAAAAGCAGCUUGCCUGAAAAAUGAUUUUUUUCUGGCUUCUAACCAGUGUUAAUUCACUUAGAAACCAAGGCAGUUUUCUCCCCUUUACUGAACUCUGGAUUUCUUUUCCACUCAAGGCCCCUGACACCAAAGAAGGAAAUGGAGCGUAAAUCAGGCUACAGAGUGGCUGCCAUUCAUUCGGGAAGCCUUAUUGUUUUCCGUUCUUUGUUCCCCUCUCGACCCCUGCCAACCCCCAGGCCGCGCGGCCCUCUGAAGCCCUCACCCUGGAGCGGGAGGAGAAGGGGGAACUGAAACGCCGCGGAACCAGAGGCUGAGGGAGCGGCGCGAUAGAGGGAGGAGGAGCGACGGACCGGCAGGCCUAGCUCCGGGGCUGCAGCGGCUGAGGCGCGGGGAUGGAGCCCCUGCGGGUGCUGGAGCUGUACAGCGGCGUGGGCGGCAUGCACCACGCGCUGAGAGAAAGCUGUAUACCUGCACAAGUGGUGGCUGCCAUUGAUGUCAACACUGUCGCUAAUGAAGUAUACAAGUAUAAUUUUCCUCACACACAGUUACUUGCCAAGACAAUUGAAGGCAUUACACUCGAAGAGUUUGACAGAUUAUCUUUUGAUAUGAUUUUAAUGAGCCCUCCAUGCCAGCCAUUCACAAGGAUUGGCCGGCAGGGUGAUAUGACUGAUUCAAGGACGAAUAGCUUCUUAUAUAUUCUCGAUAUUCUCCCAAGAUUACAAAAAUUACCAAAGUAUAUUCUUUUGGAAAAUGUUAAAGGUUUUGAAGUGUCUUCUACAAGAGACCUCUUGAUACAAACAAUACAAAAUUGUGGCUUUCAGUACCAAGAGUUUCUAUUAUCUCCAACCUCUCUUGGCAUUCCAAAUUCAAGGCUACGGUAUUUUCUUAUUGCAAAGCUUCAGUCCGAACCAUUACCUUUUCAAGCCCCUGGUCAGGUACUGAUGGAGUUCCCCAAAAUUGAAUCUGUACAUCCACAAAAAUAUACAAUGGAUGUAGAAAAUAAAAUUCAAGAAAAGAACAUUGAACCAAAUAUUAGUUUUGAUAGCAGCACACAGUGUUCUGGAAAAGAUGCCAUUCUUUUUAAGCUUGAAACUGCAGAAGAAAUUCACAGGAAAAAUCAACAAGAUAGUGAUCUCUCUGUGAAAAUGCUAAAAGAUUUUCUUGAAGAUGACACUGACAUGAACCAGUAUCUUUUACCACCAAAGUCAUUGCUGCGAUAUGCUCUUCUAUUGGACAUUGUUCAGCCCACUUGUAGAAGGUCUGUGUGCUUUACCAAAGGAUAUGGAAGCUACAUAGAAGGGACAGGGUCUGUGUUACAGACUGCAGAGGAUGUGCAGAUUGAGAAUAUCUACAAAUCCCUUACCAAGUUGUCACAAGAAGAACAGAUAACAAAGCUGUUAAUGCUUAAACUGCGAUAUUUCACUCCUAAAGAAAUAGCAAAUCUCCUUGGAUUUCCUCCAGAGUUCGGAUUUCCUGAGAAGAUAACAGUGAAACAGCGUUAUCGCCUACUUGGAAAUAGUCUCAACGUGCAUGUAGUAGCUAAACUAAUUAAAAUCCUAUAUGAAUAAUUUCAAAAUAACUGUGAAAGGUGAUCAUAUGAUAUUCCUUCAUUUUCAGAGAGUAAUUCUGAAAUUCUAUUUUGGACUAAUUCUGGUGAAAUUUAGCUAAAUUAUUCUAAUCUGUCUUUAAUAAGAACUUUGGAUUUUAUCAAAAAAUCCACUUGUUUCCUCAAAUUUAUAUUACUGUAUUUGAUAAAAUACAAACUAUUGGUAUGCUUUAUGGAGAGUAUAUUUGCAUAUGAAACUGGUAAAUAUAUAUGUGGAAUAUUCUUUUUAAAAUGAUUUCAUAAACAAAUCAAGGAGCACUAGAAUUUUAGUGUCUACAUGAGUAUCUUGUGAAGUGUCAUAACAGGCAUAUUUUUAUGUUAAUUAAAGAAGUUUUUAUUUCUAAUUUUAAAAUAAUGAUUCUAAUUCUAGUCCAUUGAAUGUUUUACUUAAUUUCCAAUCCUGUAAACACUUCUUUAUUUCAUCUAAACAAAUGCAUAUGAUAUGUAAACCAAAUUAUCAUUAUUCAAUUUGUACAGCAAUCUGAAGAUUAUGUCAGGAAAAAUAAUCCUAAAUGUUUGAUUACCUCUCCAUCAAGCGGUACAGAAACUGUUGGUGCACAUUAUCUACGUUUUCCUCAGUCUCUAUCUGAAGGACAAAACUCAUUUUUCCGUCUUCAUUUUGUAUGUACUUUCCUUUAGUUUGCUAUUAUCAAAUCUUGUUUUUGUCUUCUCAGCUUCUGAGUUGAAUUUGCCUUUGCACGCUGAGGAAUGUAGCAUGGCAUUAAGAUUUCAGGGAGGAAGCUGCCCUCUGAUCCCAUGCCGUAUGACACUACUGCCCUUCCCUCAAUUGUUCUUUACUGUGGCAACAUACACUCUGAAUUAACUUUUAUGACUUUUAACUUUCUCUGUCUCUCUUCCUCAGUAGACCUCUUGGAAUUAGGGUUUCUAAUCAAACUAAGUCUUGCAUUGUAAAUUCUGUGGUUUGUGAUAAAAGCAAGUGACAAAGAGAAGAGAGAUGAAAAGAAACAAGUCCAGAAAUCAUAUUACAAGAUUUUAAUUCAAAUUUUUCUUCUUAAAAAUCAACUAUUUUGAGGUGGAUAAAUUGGAAGUUUGUGCAUUGCUUGUGGGAACGUAAAAUUGUUCAGCUGCUGUUGGAAAAUAGUAUGGAGGUUUGUCACAAAAUUCAACAUAGAAUUACGCUAUGAUUCAGCGAUUCCACCUCUGGCUAUAGACCCAAAAGAAUUGAAAGCAGGGACUUGAACAGAUAUUUGUACACCCGUGUUUAUAACACCAUUAUUCACAGUAGCCAAGCAGCCCAAGUGUCAUCCCAUUCACCCAUGAAUGGAUGCACGAAAUGUGUUCCGUGCAUGCAGUGGACUAGUACCAACCUUCAACAGGAAGGAAAUUCUGACAUAUGCGGUGACACAGAUGAACAUUGAGUACCUUAUGCGAAGUGAAAUAAGCCACUCUGUGGGAAGGGAGAAUGGGUAGUUAGUGCUUACUGGGUACAAAGUUUCUGUUUGGGGUGAUAAGAAAGUUCUGGAGGUGGGUGAGGAGGAUGAUUGCACAACAAUGUGAAUACUUAAUGCCACUGCAACUGUAUAUUUUAAAAUAGUUAAAAUGAUAAAUUUUAUAUUAUGUAUAUUUUACUGCAAUUGAAAAAAUCAUACUCUAUUACCAAUUUUUCAGAACUCAUAGAUAAAUAUGAAUAUAGGGAAGCUAUUAGCCAGCCCAUAUACAGAAACUAUCACUAUCUACAUUUUUCAUAUGUGUUCAAAGACAGAGCCUAUUACAAGUCUCAUAAAUUUCAGUAAACAAUCGGAAAUUAUUUUGGCACACUUUCAUGUAGGUUCUCUUCACUGCUUAAAGAUUCUAAAUAAAAUGGUUUAGAGUUUUACUGUAACUCUAUGAAAAUUAUGCUAUAAUUAUAGUAUCCUACAUUCGGUUGAGCAACAUUAUGCAAAAUAAGUGUCAAGUUACUGUUCACCAACUAUAAACACUUGAAAGGCCUGUAGAGACAUUUGCUUACAAACUGGAAGACAGAACGUAGCUUUGUGGAAUUUUUAAAUUAUGGAAAUGUAUUCACAGAAGACGGUGAUUCUUGCCCUUAAUUCGUAAUUGAAAAUAUACAGUAACAAGCAUAAAACUCACAUUUUAAUGAAGAAGUAUCUACCAGUGUCAUUCAAUUAGCUGAUGUAUAUGUGUGCAUAAUUAAUUUGGAAAAUGUUAUUUUAUGGAAUAUCUGCUAUAUGCUUUUGGUAAUAAUGCUGUAUAUAAAAUUUGCACUGGAAAUUCUUUUUCCUGAUAUUUGGACUUAUACGUUUAUUCAGAUAUUGGAAAACAUAGCUUCUCAUUUUCAAGAGAAUAAUGUGUAAUUCAAUCUUCAUCAUACCUAACAGUAAACUGAUUUUUCGUUCUCCUUUUCCCAUCAUCCCUGCUCUUUUAAAUGGCUUGCCAGAUGAUUCUAAGGUAUUUAUUACCCUGCUUCAUAUUUUUAGUAUGUCUUCAGGAUCCAAAACUAAUUUUAAAAGAUGAUCAAAUCAAUUAAUGUAAACAAAAUGAGUCAUAAUUGGAAAAUGAUUUUGAAGAGGUGGGUAGUCAUUGUAGGAGGGGUCAGAGCCUGACAAUCCUCAGUGGCAGGCAAGAAAGAGGAAUGACAGCAUCAUCUUCAUAGAGGACCCUGGACAUGGUGUUCUGGCUAUUAAAUCAGACCUGCACCACGGGCACUGCCCUGUGCCUGGAAAGGUGAUAAAAUACCUCCAACCUUCAGCCAACUUUUCUUCCUAAAAAAGUAGAGCCUUCUACAGAGGCAAAAAUGGUAGUUGAAAUUGUGAACAGUGAGGGUCCGCCCAGCACUUUUUUAGAAAUUUGAGGGUAAACUGUUGCUUGAAAUGAUCCAACUUUUCAAAGAGGUAAAGUUAUUUAGUAGAGAGACUUUUAAGUUGCCCUGAAAAUCUGUAUUGCUACCAUGUGGGAUGUAAAGCUGGAUGGAGUUAGAGGUGAGUGCAGGCAAUUCAACGCAUUGGUAGGGGUGGAAUUCCUCAGCAGAAAUCACCAUCUGGGUUUUGCUCCCAUCUCAACCUAGUUCAGGUCUAGAGUGAUUAAGUUGGAGACUUCUGAGGAGAGAGAAAUGAACUAAAGAUAAAUAAAACUGAUUUAAUUUUAGCUAUAGCAGAACAAAGAAGCAACCACAUUUCAUCUAACAUCAAGCACCUACUAAAGGAUGCAUUCUGCAGGCCAACUGUAUCCGUAUCCAAACCAAAGUCACUCUGGUUGCUCUUUUGAUUUGAUAACUUAAGAGUUUAGAAACAAGAGAUUUCUAAAUGAGCCAAGAUAACACAAUAAGGACCAAAUUUUAAUCCCACAUAGACAAAGAGAUUAAAGUGGGUUUUCCUGAAUUGCUUAUGUUAUGAACAGAAAGUUACCUUGUCAUAAUUUGGCCUUCGGCUUGGAAUUCUAACUGUUUUAGGCCACCAGUUAUGACACUGACUUACUAAUAGCUUUGGACUUUGGAAUUGAGUGAGGGUCAUAUAGCCUCAGCAGUUUUCUUGUAGCCUGUGAUUGCACUGAGAUUAUAUAAUUUUUAAAGACAUGGCCUUUGGACCUCUGUCUACUAGUUAAUCUCUCCCAUCUACCAUUCCAAUGUGCUAUAUACAACUAUCAUAUCGGCUUCUUAGCAAGCACUUUUCUGGUCCUCCAUCACACCCACCGAGAUGUCUAGUUAUGCCUUUCAUUUGAGAGUUCCCCCCUCCUUUUUUUUUUUUUUUUGAGAUGGAGUCUCGCUCUGUUGCCACCAUGCCCAGCCUCCCUUUGCAUGUUUUUUAAAAAGGCAUUAAGCAUCUUGCACAUGUUCUUUGGUUUCAGUUUGCAUGUGUCAACCUGUCUGCAUCAUUUUCUCUUUCACUAUUUCUUGUCUUUGCUGGUAAAAUUUUAAAGCUUCAGUUUAAAAAAAAAAAAAAAGUCUUUUUUGUUGUUUCUAUCUUCCGUUUCUCUCUUUAGGCUGUCUAGGAACAUUUUAAGGUACUCAUGCUCUUCAAAAUCUUACACAAUCAAGAUCCAAACUCCAUCACCAUUCGUGUCUUAGCUUGUGAAUUUCUUUCUUUUUAAAUAAAGUUGUUCAACAAAUAUGAGCAUGUGCAACGAGCUGUUUUGGCUUUGUAUUCCCCAAGUUCUCAUAUAAAUUGGCUUUAUAUUUACCAUAGAUUCUGAGUCUUGCUUUCUGCCACAUCCAGCACUUACUGAAGUCUCCCUCAAGUACACCACACUUGACUCCUAAAGCUUCCAAAAUCUCAUUUUUCCUGUAAAUAUGAGACUGGAAAUUUUCCCAAAAACUAGAAGAUAGGAAUUGAGUUCUCCCAUAGAAGAACUCUCUUCUGAAUAACCCUAGGGUUUUUUCACUUCUUUGCUUGGACCUAGCAUAGCUUCAGUGUUUACUUCAAAUAUUUGCUCUGUAUUUUGUUUGCAUUUUGAUUUCUAUAUUUAUCAGGACAGAUUGAAAUUAUAAGAGUGUACACAGAGAACAUGUUUGUUUAGCUAAAUUAGCACUAUAAUCAGAUGAGAUCACCUAGAGGGGCAGAGGAUGAGAGUGAAAGAAAGAGAGAGAAAGAGAAGAGCAGAGGCUUGGAGCUGACUUACCUGAAGAUUCAAUCCUCAGGUCUCUUUCUACCCUUCACUUUUGAAGACACUUUUCUCAGAGAUUCUCACCCUUUCCUACAACUUCAGCCAUUUUGCCAGUGACACCCAGAUGACUCUAAAUCUGCUAUUUUCCUAAACCCUAUUCUAGAAUCUUCAUGCUGGGACAUUUUUAACUUAGAUAUCUCGCUAUUCAAGUUGUAUCAAAUUUGCAUCAAAUUUAGCAUGUUUGCAGCCUCAGCACUCUCCAUUCUAUUGUCAGUUCCACUCGUGACUUUAAUAUUUAUGGUACGGUUAGUCUCCAGAUCUUCCAAGUUCAAGCCUCAUAACCAAAGAUCAUCUUCACCUUCCUUCUCACUCUGCAUUCCAUUGGUAAGCUUCUGUUAAAACAGCCUUCCUAAGGCAGGCCUUCUCUGAACCACCGUCUAUUUUUAGGAAAUCUUAUAAAAAGUCACUGAGAUUUAAAAACACCCACACAUAUAUUUGCAAUCAUAUUUGUGUGGUUGGUUAAACAUGUCAACAUUUAACAGAUUUGAGCCUUCUAAAUUUAAUCUAGCAUGAAUGUCAUUUUUACUAAAAUAUUUGCUAUUUUACUCGCUUAGCUGGUUCCUUACACAAGUCCAGUUAAAUUUCACGUAUGGAAAAAUGAUUGAAAACACCUAAUGGAAUGCGAUACUCCUUGUGUAGUAGAAAUGAGUUGAGUUUCAUAUUUGAGAGCUGAUCCUAUGAAUGAAUAGACAAUUCAUUGUCUAUUGUUGUCUAUGAAUGAAUAGACAACAACUGAAUAGUUGUUACGAUCUGAGUUUUAAAAAUGGAAAAUGUUUCAUGUUUUACAGAAUGUAAACGUCCACAAGGGCAGAGAUUGCUAAUACAUUUUUCCCCCAGUGACUUAAAACAGUACUGGCACGUAGUAAGCACUCAAUAAAUAUUUGUUGAAUGAGUGAAUAUAGGAACCAUACUGGAAUCCAUAUUGAAGCUACAUAGAAAGCAUCACACUGCGGAGUUCGAACAGUGUCUUUAAGUUGUUCUCUUGAAAACUAUUUAAUUAAUCUGUUACUGCCACUUCUUCCAUGCCCAGAGGAAUAGCCAAAGUUACUCAAGUCCGGAAGACAAGAUUUAAAAAUAAUUCUGGGGUAGGCUUUUGGCUUUUGGAAAGUAGUGCAAAUAAAAUUUUUUAAAAUACUGUAUUCUGACUUCUGCUCUUGACAACAGAGUAUAGAUUUAUUUCUCCCUGCUUCUCCCUGAAAAGUACAAUUAUAAACUCUGGGUAAGUAUAAUUAUAAAAUAAUGCAAGAGGAAUCAGAAGGAGAAUUCUGAAAGGCGGGAACAGGAAGACACACUGGUGAGGGACCCCAAGACUAGAGGAACAACAUGGUUCCAAGACAUCUGACCCCUCACCCAACAGAGGAAGGUUACCCAGGCUUGGGGUUUCCUGACCUACAACCUAACAACAGAAGACAGCCCAGAGAGGCUUGUUCCUGCAGAAGAGGGAACUGAAGUCUAGUCGGUAAUACCAGAUGAGUCUGGCUCUACCAGUACGGGGGAUAUAUCAGGAACCCCACUGACAAACAUCCAGACCUGAGACUUGUCUAUUGUGCUGAGAGAUGAGCACCCAGGGGCCUCUGGCCAAAAGCGUCUAACCCAGGAAGAUUUUUUUGUUACCCUGAGCCGGAGACUCCCUUCUCCCAGAGGUACCAUGGGACCCGGCUUGGGGGAAAAUCCUUCUUUCCCUAAAGUAACAUCAUGACCAUUCGGGAGCCCCAGCAGCACCAGAUAAACCAAGCAGACCAAUAUAACACUGCAAAGGCUUUAAAAACUAAAUUACCACUGGAGUCAUAGCCCACAAAAACUAAGCCAGAGCUUGCGUGCUAAACAUAAAUGGAGUGACUGCCUACUAAAAAUAAAAUACUAAAAUAAUAGACAAAAUGUUCAGGAUACAAGGUAAAAAAGCCUGUCAUACCAAGAACCAGAAAAAUCACAACUUGAAUAAGAAAUGACGGUCAACAGAUGACAAUACUGAGACAAAUCAGAUGUUGGAAUUACUUGACAAGGAUUUUAAGCAGCUCUCAUAAAAAUGCUUCAACGGAUAAUUACAAAUUGUCUUGCAACAAAAAAUAGAAAAGCUCAGCAAAGAAAUAGAAGGUAACAAAAGAACCAUUAUGAUAGGUGCACUAUAUGCCAAUUUUUAAAAAUAGAAAUAAAUGACAGUUAUGUAACUGAAAAAUACAAUACUGAAAUAGAAAACAUUCUGUGGUAACAUAAUUUGAUUAGCUCCUGGACAUUUUGUCUGUUACAUUAACUUUAUUUUCAGAAAUUUAAUUAUGAUGUGUCUUGGCAUGAAUUUCUUUCAAAGUGGCAGGUAUUUCAAGGUGAAUGUAAUGUCCUGUUUGGUAUUCAUUCAGCUUCUUGAAUCUGUACAUUUAUAUCUUUUGCUGAAUUUGAGAUCAGUAGUAGAGAGGAAAUGACAGAAGAUAGCAAUCAGUGAACCUGAGGACAGAUCAGUAGAAUUUACCUAAUCUGAAUGACAGGGCAAAGAUAGGCUGACAAAAAAAAAAAAAAAAAAAAAAAAAAA